Messenger RNA from Puccinia triticina, 597 nucleotides. RefSeq lists its product as uncharacterized. The transcript has 5 exons. NCBI's taxonomy places the organism in Eukaryota, Fungi, Basidiomycota, Pucciniomycetes, Pucciniales, Pucciniaceae. The coding region runs from base 1 to 597 and encodes 198 amino acids. The record is from RefSeq and is a predicted model, not a curated record.
AUGUGCAACAGCGAGAGAGCACUGGUGCUUUUCCAAGCAGUGACAGUGCUAGUCGUUGGGCUCCCGGUGCAGGGCCAUGAAGGCAUCCUAGGCACCUUGAAUGAAUGGGGCCAAUCGUGCAAAUCAGCCGUCAACAGAUGCUUGUCCUCCGUCAAGUCUUCCGCCAGUGACGUGAACUCCUGGCUGCCCUCGGCUUCCAGCAUCAGAUCAGCACCCGAAACGCCGGAUACCCCUGUGUGCCCAUUCUGCAGAAACGACUGGUGCGAGCAAGAUUUCAUGGCCGAAUGGCCCACUUGCACACACACGAUUGCCCAGUCCCCUGAGUCGACAUCCUCGAACUUGAGCGACCAAGGCGAAGGAUUUCGAGGGCUGUGGGACAUGAACCACUCUGAUCCUGAGCACAUGGAAUGGUCCUUCAACCACUUCCACUUCCACACAGACUCGAUCAUCAGCUCGGCGCGAGAGGAAUUGGAGCAAAGGAUGCAAGAGUCUUGGGACAGCCAUCACAUCGACAGCCCUCCUAGUCGAAGCCACCCAACACCCCUUGAAAAUGCGAAUCUCGGCCAGCCGCCGUCGACGGUUCUUGGAGUGCUUUGA